Messenger RNA from Funneliformis caledonium, 453 nucleotides. Lineage: Eukaryota; Fungi; Glomeromycota; Glomeromycetes; Glomerales; Glomeraceae. The record is from the annotation of a GenBank genome assembly.
AUGCCUUCUAAACUAGAAACUAUUUGUUACAUUUACGAGUACUCUGAAAGGAUGACCAAAGAUUACACUUUGAAUGAAAUGACUGCAGUUACCAAAAUGGAUAAAAAAGAUCCUAAAAUAAUCGCAUACUUAAGAGUAAAAGCGUUCAUCUUCCUAGACGAUUUAGCCGAAUAUAAUAUCCACCCCUUUGAAACUGGUGAUAUAGUAUACCUAAAAGAAAAGUUUAUCAGAUUUCUGAACUGCAGUUUUGAAACCAACGGCAGAACGAGCCCCACUCCAAAAUCAACCAAUACCAGAAAACCCAAAAAAGGUCGACAAACCUUGUCUCAGAUGGAGGCCACAUCAACAGAUCUGACUACAGACCUUACAGUUACGUUGAACGCAAACCCGCUUCCCCCUAAUUUUCUAACAAGCUCAUCUAAAAGCAAUAACAACACACUUCUAGAAGUUUAA